CUGACGUAAGACUCCGAGGGCGGGGUCCUGUCGGUAGGAUAGACCGGCACAUAAUCAUCAUGCAGGAUACAUUGUUGCGGCUGCAAUGACGUGCGAUUACGAAUAAGAAGAGGCGCUGCAGGUACGGCGAGAGAUUAUUUGGUUUCACACGUACCCCUAUAAAACCAAUUUCUCCCAUAAUGUCGGGCGGGGAUCUUCGCGUUCUUCGCCAAGAGCCAGGGCAGGAGAGCCCGAGGAUGCCGGCCUGGAAACGCGAGAUCCUUGAGCGGAGAAAGACGAAGGGCGGUGGGACCGGAGCAGGUGCCGAGUCCGUCGCAUAUCAAUUUAACGGCGAGGUAACGGCCAGCAAAAGCAAGGAUGAUAUUAGCAGCGCACAUUCUAGCAGGAACUAUACCAUUACCGCUGCCAAGCGCGCGAACAAAAGCCCGGAUCUGUCACCGGUGAAAACAAAAGAGCAUUGGCCAUCAGCUGACCCGAGCCGCACGGAGGAGAGAACUGCGAGAGACAACAGAGCUCAGGAGAGCCUGGUAUCACAAGAGAGCUUGGGUCCGCUGCAGGAAAACCCAUUCAUUAAACUAGAAAAAGAACGCAAGAAGCGUCAGCGCCAAGAGAACGCCGCGCGACCGGUUCAGCACAUCCUCGAGUUAUACGGCGGCGUUCCCGGGAUACGGACUAUACGCGCUGAGAAUAUCAUCAUUAUUGAAUCCGACCCGGAGUACUUCUCGGAAGGAUGUGGUUCGAAUCAUGCAUCGAAACUGCAGCAGAACGGCACGGUGAGCGGAUACAGCUCUCUCAGUGACCUGUUAGACCGGAGAGGUAGUCCGGUUACGGAGAUACGCGCGAAGGAAGUGGUCAUUUACGAUACUGCGCUUAGUAAAAGCGAGGAGAACCUCAGCACGCUGGGAAGACCCGCGUCCGCCCCGCUGGAGGGGCAAGGAAGGGUGAGUCGUAUGUUACAGAAAUUUGACAUGAAUUAUGGCAAGUUGCAGGCCAAGUCACGAAGCACGGAAAACCUCCUGGACUUAGACUCUAGUCCUGUCAGGCCAAGCUCCAGACCCACGCCAGAUGUGGUGCCAAAAUGCCCAGUGUCUCCACAAGCCAGAUCUCCACAGAGCAAGGUCUUCCAAAAUGUCCUGUCUUCCAUGGGCAACCAUCACACCUCUCCUAGUGACUCAGGGAGUAGUACACCCGUUUCCGGAUCCCCUCAGUUAGUGUCUUCAUGUAGACGUUUCGAGGGGAGCGGGGGAAGAAGUGUCACUGUGUAUCCAAAGGAGGACACUGAGAGGUCUUUGUCCAAGCCUGUUAGAGAACGGGACUGGGACAGCACAGAUGGGGCCUCUAAAGCCAAGGUGCCAUGCUCUCCGGAGAGCCACCAUGCUCGUGCCGACUGUACUCCUAGCCCCACAUCACCCCCCUUAUCACCCAGCUUUGAGAUCUGCCCGUCCCCUCGCCCUGAUCUUUCUCUCCUUCCGCCUGGGGAUCUACAGGCUCGUGCACUCGCCAACUUAAGACUCCAGUCUCGCAAUUCCUUCACCGUCAUUCCCAAGAGUCAUGCAGCCAUUUCGUCACCUGGCAGCACCGCCCCAUCCAGCCCUGUACUUUCCCCCCCAUCCCCACGACCCCUGGUGGGUGUGGCAGCUUCAGAGCCCGCAGUGCCAACCCCCUUGCCCGCUUCCUUCAUACCUUCCACACCAAAGCUUACAGAAAAGGUGACCAUAGAAGCCAAAACAGGGUCUCCACAACAUACCCCACCUGCCACACUCACCUCUCCAGCCCCAGCUUCUCCACCCUCAAUUGGCUCUCCCGUCAAAUCAGUCUCAUCUCCAAAGGAACCUCUGGUUGAUGAGCUGCCUAUCACAAACAUUGAUGACAUAGUCGUGGAGCCCACGCCACCCGUCCUGAGCCCUGCAGUGCAGAGGCGCAAAGGAAAUACGUUUACAAUUGUUCCGAAACGGAGGCCCGAGGCCCCGUCUGGCCCUGAUGAGACCCCAGAAGUCGUCGGUGAAUCUCCACACACACCACAGGCCCCUUAUGCCCAUCUGGGAACCCUGAUUAAAAAGCGUUACCCUGCUGCAGAGGAGAUUGAGGUCAUUGGGGGCUACCUCUCCCUUGGGCGAUCCUGUCUCUCGAAGACUGGCUCAACAGGAAAAAAGCUGAAAAUAUCCUUCAACGAGUCCAGCCUGCAGAGCACUUUCGAAUACCCAUCUGAGAGCAGUGUGUGGGACAGCGGAGAGGACGAGGAGGAAGGAGAAGGAAAAGGAGGAGAAGAGGAUGGAGGGAUCAUUGCAGGGAGGAUAAGCAUUCCUCGUGCCAGCUACAGCAGCUCACCCACUCACUCCAACAACACCACGGAUCUUUCCAGUUACACACCUAAACACUCCGUGGAGUUUAACGCAUGGCAAGAACACAAGCUUGAUAAGUCUGCUCACCAGGGGGAAGAUACUUCACAGAGUACAGAAGAGGUCAUGCUGACACCUGCUGAUAGCUCCUCUCUGUCAGACUUCAGCAGUGAACCAGCCCUCUACUUCUAAAUCUUCCGGAUGUCUGGAAAAUACGGGACCAACCAUUGCCUGCCAGCACCAGUCUGGAAGCAAAGAAACAACUUCCAGAACAGUGGGACCAGUAGCAAACCAGCACGGAAACAUACAUUCCCUAUUCAAUGCCCAUACACCAUCAUCGUCAACAGCAGGACUGUUCUCAUUGCUGAUCCACACAGUGGAUGUGUCACUCACAUUUAUCCUCCUGUUGCCACCGAUUGUGAUUGUGAUAGACAUGGAAAAUGGCUCAAACAGUCAUUCCACUCUUGAAUUCCACUCUUCCAUCACAUACUUGCUCGACGUAUGUAAUCCUCACCUCAUGAAAGUGACCAAAUUUCUAAAAGAGAGAAAGAUGUGAGACUUCUCUUAAAGUAGAGAAGGAAGCUUGGAAGGUGUGUAAUGGGACUCCAGAAAGAUAUAAUAUUAGGGUGAAGCAACAAAAAAUUAAAUAAGUGACUUAUGUACAGUAUGACUGGUAAAAGGGUGCCACAAUCUAUGUUCAUUGUGAUGUUUUUGUAUAUGCAUGUGUAGGUCUGUAUUGACAUGACUCCCAAACUAUAGAAGCCCUCCACUUUAGUUUCAUUUGUUUCCUUUUGUAUGUCUGUGUUUCAGUCAAGGUAGGCAUUUCAUGCACACACUGAUAUACUAUACAGCUAAAAUAUACUAAUAACACGUUAGUGAUCCUAGAUCUGUUUUAACGAGCAGCUUUUAAUUGGUCAAAACAAUUAAUUUUGCUUUUCUUUUUAUGGUAAUAGAAUUUAUUAAUCACUUAAAAUUUCUGACAUAAUUCGGAUCACAAAUUCAAUCAUGAAUGCAAGUCAAUCUUGUGAAGAAAUGCCCAGGUUCAAUUUCACCCCAUAGCAUAAAUACAACAAAGGCUGUUUUUAGGACUACCUCUGUAAUUUUUUGUUUUAUUUGUAUGACAUUUAUACAUUUCCUUCCUUCUCAUUUUCAUAAUAAUGAAAAAUAUUCUCAACGGUUUCCAUUAUCAUAAUCUAGUAAAAAUAUAUGCAAUACCAAUUUCAUUGUAUUAUUAAAUAAUUUUUUACAUUAUGGUAAUGAUAAUUUCAGUGGGAUGGGUUGUACCUUAUUCACAUUCUAAAAAUCCUGUUUAAGAAACACAUUUAACAUAUACAUUUAUUACCUCACUUUUUUAUUUUAAUCUGACCUGGAAGUGUUCUUGACAGGCUUUGUUAGAUUUAUGCUGUGCAAAAAUGAAUUAGUUUGUCAAUAUUCCUGCUUUAGUUUUGAACUGUACAUUCUUGCAUUCUUUAUGAUGGAAAUAUUAGUUUGUUAUUGGGCACGCUGUAUUCAUGGGCCACGUGUGUGUGCGAAACACGAAGACUACAUACACACAAUGCCAACUGAUUUGAGUGUGUCAUAUCUGUUAAAUGACUUUGCCGUAUCUGCUGACAUGUCUCCUCAGCCUCUCCGACCAGUAUUGAUGUAGUUUAUACGCUCCAGGAUGAAGUUUUCAUAAUUUAUUUCAUGCAUUUUUUAUCACUUUUUCACAUUUUUAGUCAUAGGGCAAACAUAUUUUACAUCUUAGUCCUGUGCUUCUUCAUUCAUUUGCACUGUUCUGUUUUUGCUUUAUUUUGCACCUUACACAGCUCUUGGUUGGAAUAAUGCCUAUUAGGGAUCGAAUAUCACAUUUCUUGAAAUUGAUUUAACAAAAAUAGUAUGUGUAUCCAUUGAGAGCAUAACAUUUACUUGAAGCACCAGCUAUAGCCCUUAUCAGCUCAAAACUGCUGAUCAAUAUUCUCUGCACAAUUAUUUUUUAAGACUCUGGCUUUGUUCACACUGCACACAAUUCUGAUUUGGUCUCCUAAUAAAAUGUUUAGGGCCGACUGUCUGUGCUGUUAUUUUGAAGGUGGUGAAUUUGGAUCCAUUUCUUCAAACAGUGUAGUCAAUAUCUGGUAUAAUGUAGACUUAACCAGUGACAUCAGCUUGUGUAUGUCAGGUUUUGAUUGUUCUUGUAAAAAAAAAAUGCUAAAUGCAGCCUUGGAGACAUGUUGAUUUAUUAUUUUUUGAACGGUAGUACAUUUGAAACUUGCUGCCUGUCUGAACAAAGCCUUUGAACCCAUGUUUUUUCAUGUCACAUAAUUAAGGGCAAAUUUUAUUUAAGAGAAUGUUAAAAUAAAGCUAUUUUACCAAGUGUUAGAAUUCAACCAAGUCUUAUUGUACAUUCUAGUUCAAUUUGUCACUUUAGCACAUUCCAGUCUAUAACAGAUCCUCCAGAUGUUCUUUGCAAACAUUAAAUAUUCUUAAGGGAUGUAUAUUAGAUGUUCAGAGUGUUGGGAACUAUUGUUUUUGUGUCUUACAAAAUGUAAUGCCACUUCAAGUGCUUCAUUAGUUCCUGUAACUCUAGUCAAGCUGCUCAUUGCUCUGGUGGUUAAUAUAGUUUAUGUCAAAACGUUUCUUCAUCCUUUUUGUUUUAUUCAUCAAGAGAAUAUUAAAUGUACAAUUUUGUUUUGAUGAAUUUGAGGGGAGAAAAUGUCAAAAAACAAGGAAAUGUUCAAUAAACGAAUGAAGG
Messenger RNA from Carassius auratus (goldfish), 5070 nucleotides. RefSeq names its product taperin-like. The transcript is spliced from 4 exons. Lineage: Eukaryota; Metazoa; Chordata; Actinopteri; Cypriniformes; Cyprinidae. Bases 180 to 2531 code for a protein of 783 amino acids. The record is from RefSeq and is a predicted model, not a curated record. Gene Ontology annotation, molecular function: phosphatase binding.